UCAGCUGAUUCUCCCACCCUUUCGCUCUUCAACAGACAGUAUACUCGAAUCGACACAGACUAGAUAAUAGAAUUGGCUACGUCGACGCACUGUUUUUCUAACAUUGUCUACAAAGAAAUCAUCGUAUUCGAACAACAACAGCACCGUAAAAGCUAAUGGCAAAUCAUGAAAUUGUCAAAUCGAAAAGAUUUAUAUUAUAGAUAACCGCACACAUAGAAGUAUUUUGAAACAUUACAUAGAUGUAUAGAAAGAAAAAUGAAUAUGGAAGUCAAAGAAUUAACUAUAUUAUGUUGGGUUGCAUUUCAAGGUCACGCGCCAAACAAUUUUAGCACGAAGAAUCAUAACCAAAGAAAUAUGUAGUUAAUCCGAUUUCAAGUUAUAUUUUACGUACAAGCACGUAGGAUUUAUUAUAUAACAUGAGGCAAUUUUUCAAGUUCAGUGUCAUAUAAAUUGUAAUGUGACAUUUGUAAAACUACAUUGUAACAGUAUCGAAAAAAGACAAAAUACAAUGAUACGUGAUCAGUGCUGGUUUUGGGAAUGGUUUAGCUGGUCUGGCUCAUCUUCAGCUAUGUUACGUUCUGUUGAGAAAAAAAUUCUUUCUUGUUUGAAAACUGCAUAUCGAGGAUGGUAUGUGGACAUAGGACCAGUUGUAGGAACAUCAGAUAAAAUAUGGACCAUUUCCUUAAAUGAAGAAUCACCAAACACACCAAUUGUUCUGUUACAUGGUUUAGGGGCAGGUGUAGCAUUAUGGUGUUUAAAUCUUGAUGCUUUGGCUUCACAGAGACCAGUGUAUGCCAUUGAUAUAUUAGGUUUUGGUAGAAGUAGUCGUCCUGUUUUUAGUAAUGAAGCACAAGUAGCUGAGAGUCAACUAGUUCGUUCCAUAGAGGAAUGGCGCAGGGAGAUGCAGUUAGAAAAAUUUGUGCUGUUAGGUCAUUCAAUGGGUGGUUUCCUUGCAGCAUCAUAUAGUAUGCAAUAUCCUGAAAGAAUAAAACAUCUGAUUCUUGCCGAUCCUUGGGGAUUCCCUGAAAGACCUGUAGAACGAAUUUCCAGAGCUCCUAUGUGGGUAAAAGUUAUAGCAUAUAUAAUGGAACCAUUAAACCCACUAUGGCCAGUGAGAGUAGCUGGUCCAUUUGGGCAGUGGUUAAUUGAAAAAACAAGGCCAGAUAUAGUAAAAAAAUUUGCACCUGUAUUAAAGGAUGAUACUGCUGUGAUUUCACAGUAUUUGCAUCAAUGUAAUGCCCAAACACCAUCUGGUGAGAGUGCAUUUCAUGCAAUGAUGCAACAUUUUGGUUGGGCCAAAAAUCCUAUUGUUAGGAGAAUGGAUAAAUUAAGUCCAGAUAUUCCCAUAACUCUAUUGUAUGGUAGUCGAUCUUGGGUCGAUAAUUCAUCUUGGGAAACACUUAAACAAGCUAGAGCAUUGUCGUACAUUAAUGUUCAGGCCAUAACAGGAGCAGGACAUCAUGUUUAUGCUGAUAAAAGUGAAAUUUUCAAUAAAUAUGUAUUAGAAGCAUGCAAUUUAAGUGAUUCGAUACCCCAUUUAACAGUAUCAGAUAUUCGUUCAAACAUUAAAAAUAUAAAUGAACAACAAAUUUCACUUAUUUUAACUAACGAGGAAGUUGACUCUAAAACCGUUCAGGAACAAGAAUUGAACACACCACAAACGCGAUCUAGUUGAAAUUUAGUAUAAAAUUUUGUUGUUAAAUUAUACUCUAUUGACUUUAAUAUUCAUUCGGACGAAUUACAUGAUUUAUGUGAUUUAGAUUAGGUAUACAUGUACUGCAGUAUACCAAACAAGAAUCACGUGUUGAUUAAUAUUAUUGUACAAUUUAAUUUCUAAUUUAUGUUUUACUUUGUUAAUUUUAUAGUUUAUAAUUUCUUGAAUUAUUUCAAGAACGACAGUACUCAAUUCUUAGUUUAAGUUUAUUAUCCCACCACCUACGUUUUCGAAAACUAGUUAAAUAUUGGAGUAUUAGAUUUUUGUACAAAUUUCAAUUUCUUGCCAUGAUUAUAGAUAUAAUAAAAUAAAUAAUAAGUAUUGAAAAAGGAAAUAACAGUACAUGUAAGGAAUUAUUUAAAUACAUGAGAUUGAUCACAAAACAUAUAAUAAAUCAUCAGAAUCAAAUCGGGUCAAUGGGAUCAAAAAUUUGGACGAAUAUUGCAAAUAUGUCAUGUUAUGAGUCUUACAGAGGGAAGUUGAAUUGUACAUUAUGCACAAAUGUAACAUAAAAUAAAAUGAACUGUGGGAAAAUAAA
Molecule: messenger RNA, 2252 nt
Organism: Bombus pyrosoma
Lineage: Eukaryota; Metazoa; Arthropoda; Insecta; Hymenoptera; Apidae
Gene: puml
Product: (Lyso)-N-acylphosphatidylethanolamine lipase
Exons: 9
Coding region: 509-1675 (388 amino acids)
Cellular component (GO): lipid droplet
Source: RefSeq, a predicted model, not a curated record